AUGAUCUCUGCUCAGCAGUUGAAAUCGCAGCUGGGAAUCUCUGGUGCCGUGCUCGGCCCCGGCGACGACGGGUAUGAGGAAAGCCUACGGGGAUGGUCUGAUCUGAUCUAUCGACGAGCAGCUGUUGUUGUCUGUCCCAGGAACGGCGAGGACAUAGCAAGCACCGUGAACUAUGCCCGGCAGCAUUCUAUAGACAUCGCGGUUCGGGGCGGCGCCCACUCAACGAGCGCGACUUCCUCGACAGAGGGAGGAAUCCUACUUGACCUGGGCAGGGAGAUGACAAGAGUGAUCGUUGAACCCGAUGCCCAAAUCGUUACCGUCCAGGGCGGUGCAACAUGGCGCCAUGUGGCCCAGGAAGUCGGCAAGUACCCGCUCGCUGUCAACCUGGGCACCGUGGGCCAGGUCGGCGUUGGCGGGCUGAGUCUGCAGGGUGGAUAUGGCUAUUACACUCCACAGCACGGGGUUGUGCUCGACACGAUUCUCGCGGCGAAAGUCGUCACUGGCGCCGGCGAGAUGCUAACCGCGUCCCCGGAGCAGAAUCCAGAUCUGUUUUGGGCGAUUCGUGGUGCGGCGAUGAAUGUAGGCGCUGUGUAUGAGAUUGCGUUCCAGGCAUACCCACAGCCCGGCCUCAUCUGGUAUGGGAUGAGGACUUAUGCCGCCGACGAGGUCUUGAAUGUCGUCGAGGGGCUGAAUGCGGCACUUUUCCAUCCCCGGGCCAAAGCGGCCGCGCAGUGCCUUCUUCAUUUCAACCCCGAGGACCUGAAGACCCCGGUUGUGAGCACGGUGUUGCUUUUCGAUGGCAGUGAAGAAGAGGCCCACCAGCACUUUGCCCCACUGCUAAAGAUCAAGCCCAUGAAGGAUGACAUGGCAAUGAGACCCUUCUCCGAAACAUGCACCAUCCUCGACCCUCUGGUGCCGCCUGGGGGUCGAAAAAUGGAGAUAGGGUUCCAAACAGCGCUGCCACCUCGCCCGACGUUCGUGAAGGAAGUCCUUGACGCCGUCGCCGCGAAGCUCACCGAAGAACCUGAUCUUGUUCACAGCUCCGUGGAGAUAGACUACUUUGACCCUACCCAGAUCUGCAAGGUUCCUGUUUCAGCGGCCGCUUUCGCUACACGGGUGCGACUGCUGCAUGCGACUACGAUGCUGCAGUGGUCCGAUGCCAGCAAAGAUGAAGAAUUCAUCAACUUCGGACACUUGGUUCGGAAGAUGGCGGAGGAUGAACUCCUGUCGCAGGGCCACAAGCAGACGCUCACAACGUCGAACUUUAUUGAUUACACCCAUGAAAACAAAUUGUCGCCGUCGGAGAUGUUUGGUGAGAAUGCAGACCGGUUGCUGCAGGUCAAAGCCAAGUACGACCCGGAUAACCUGUUCAACAAGCAAAACCCCAUUGUUUGA
Molecule: messenger RNA, 1395 nt
Organism: Aspergillus mulundensis
Lineage: Eukaryota; Fungi; Ascomycota; Eurotiomycetes; Eurotiales; Aspergillaceae
Product: FAD-binding oxidoreductase
Exons: 3
Coding region: 1-1395 (464 amino acids)
Molecular function (GO): oxidoreductase activity; FAD binding
Source: RefSeq, a predicted model, not a curated record